CUCACCAUGGUGGUCAUCAGUGGAAUAAGUGAGAAUCCAGAAGACUUACCAAAAUCUACUACAGCACCCUUCACUAGUAGCAUCACUGUAAGCCUCCCAGAAUACUACAGUGACUGUGACUACCCUGAGGGUGACUCCGGGAGGUGUGUGUAUGAGCGUUAUGGAGCCAAUUUUAUUCCCACCCUCUACGCCAGUUUCUUCCUCCUGGGCCUUCUGGGUAACUCUUUGGUCAUCUGGGUCAUUGCUUGUGGCGUGCGACUCCGCAGCAUGACCGACGUGUGCCUCCUAAACUUGGCUGUUGCUGACCUUCUCUUGGUGUGUACCCUUCCCUUCCUUGCCCACCAAGCCCGGGACCAGUGGCUGUUUGGGGAUGCUAUGUGCAAAGCGGUCCUUGGUAUUUAUAAUAUUGGUUUUUACAGUGGGAUCUUUUUCAUCACUCUAAUGAGCAUUGACCGGUACUUGGCUAUAGUACAGGCCAUUUACGCUAUGAGAGUACGGACAAGGUCCUUUGGAAUGAUCGCAGCGGCUGUUACAUGGGUGGCUGGAUUUUUGGCUUCUUUCCCUGAAAUGAUCUUCCUCAAAGAGCAGCCUGAUGUGAAUACUAAUAUGACUCAGUUUUUCUGCUACCCUGUAUAUCCCACAACUUCGAAUGACGACACCACUUCAUCCAACUCUCACAUCUGGAGCAUCUUCAGCCUUUUUAAAAUGAACUUUUUGGGUCUAUUUGUCCCGGUAGUCAUCAUGGGUUUCUGCUACUCACAGAUUGUCUGGAGGCUGCUGCACAGCCCGUCAUCCAAGAAACAAGCCAUCCGUUUAGUGCUCAUAGUGGUAGUUGUUUUCUUCUGCUGCUGGAUCCCCUACAACAUUGCAUCCUUCUUCAAAGCAUUGGAGCUAUUGCACAUCUAUACAGAAUGUGAAAGCAGCAAAGCCAUCAGAUUGGCUUUACAAGUCACUGAGGCCAUUGCCUACUCUCACAGCUGCCUCAACCCCAUCCUGUAUGUGUUUGUUGGGGAGAAGUUCAGGAGGCACCUGCUAAGGUUGAUAAACAGGGCUCCCUGCAGGCUGUGUCAGAUGGUCAAAGUCUGCAUACCCCAGGACAGAAUCAAUGGGUCAGUCUACUCACCGACCACCAACCUGGGCAAGAGGAGCACUGCUGUGUGAAGUGUGUUCCAUAGACGGUAUAAAGGUGGGUUGUUAUUUCUGUCUGUGUGGUCAUCUCCACAAUGAGGGAAUUUCUUGUGAAGUCAAAUAGUGAAGUUGAGAAGCAAUUCUUGCUAAUUCUGACUUCUUAUGGGCUAUUUUAGGACUUCAGUUCAUUUUUCACUCACAAUUGGCUUUAGUUUGAGUUUUGGAAAUGUAAGAAUAUGACAAAAUACAUACAAGACACAAGCCUAAAUCUUAAAUCCUAUGGUAUGAUUUUGUAAUAGAGUAACAUGCAAACACAGUGUAGCCGUGUAUAAAGGUAAAGGUAUAUAUCUUUAUACUUUUAUAAGUUCUAUAGACUACAUAAGAAUGUACAAUGGAAAUGUACUGUAAAUAUGGUUCCGGAUAGAUAAGAUCUUUAACAGAGUUGAUGAAGCAGAUUGUAUCUGCAAUUUUAAAGGUCAUAAAUAGUCCUGAAAUAAAUUUUGUCUUCUCUUUUUUUUUGGGGGGGGGACACAAACUCAGAUGCUGACCAGUUCCUUGCAGGACAAACACCAGUAAAAGAAGUGAAACAAAUAGCUAAACAUGGCUAAUUGCAACAACAAAAAAGCAAAGCUUUUGCAAGUAUUGUAAGUUUCAAAGCAUCUGUAAUAGCAGAUUUGCACCUCACCUCAACCUAGAGAAAACCACAACAUGAUAGAAAGCGGAAGUAUAUGUUGUCAGUUUAAUCUUUGCAGUCUCUGUGCACGAAUUUGCAUUUUGCUGUCAAUUUUUGGAACUAUCUCUGCAAAACUUCUAAUGAAAUUAAUCAGCAUUUCACCAAAACAAGUCAUUUUCAAAUCAUUAUACUCUAUAUUCUAUCAUGCAGACUGACUAGCCAAGUGGAUAUUAUGCAUACCAUAUCCUAACUACAACAUCCUUGGUUUGAUUCAAGUUUACCCCCACCCCCA
Messenger RNA from Perca fluviatilis (European perch), 2093 nucleotides. RefSeq names its product C-C chemokine receptor type 1-like. Gene Ontology annotation, molecular function: chemokine receptor activity. Gene Ontology annotation, cellular component: membrane. The transcript is spliced from 2 exons. The record is from RefSeq and is a predicted model, not a curated record. Gene Ontology annotation, biological process: G protein-coupled receptor signaling pathway; immune response; chemotaxis. The coding region runs from base 7 to 1161 and encodes 384 amino acids. Lineage: Eukaryota; Metazoa; Chordata; Actinopteri; Perciformes; Percidae.